Molecule: messenger RNA, 2959 nt
Organism: Motacilla alba alba
Lineage: Eukaryota; Metazoa; Chordata; Aves; Passeriformes; Motacillidae
Gene: GFPT1
Product: glutamine--fructose-6-phosphate transaminase 1
Exons: 20
Coding region: 147-2231 (694 amino acids)
Biological process (GO): UDP-N-acetylglucosamine metabolic process; carbohydrate derivative biosynthetic process; fructose 6-phosphate metabolic process
Molecular function (GO): carbohydrate derivative binding; L-glutamine:D-fructose-6-phosphate transaminase (isomerizing) activity
Source: RefSeq, a predicted model, not a curated record
CAGCGGCUGCCACGUCCCGGGGCGGGCGGGCGGGGCGGCGGAGCGCGGCCAAUGGCGGCCGGGGCGGGCCGGGGCCUGCGCCGGGCCUGGCGCGAGGGGCGCGGCCCCGGUGGCACAGACGGCGCGGCUGCGGACCGGGACGCACCAUGUGCGGCAUCUUUGCUUACCUGAACUACCAUGUGCCCCGGACGAGGAGGGAGAUCCUGGAGACCCUCAUCAAGGGGCUGCAGCGCCUGGAGUACCGGGGCUAUGACUCUGCAGGUGUGGGACUGGACGGAGGCAAUGACAAGGACUGGGAGGCCAAUGCUGGCAAAAUCCACAUUAUCAAGCAGACGGGGAAAGUGAAGGCUCUGGAUGAAGAGGUUCACAAGCAACAGGACAUGGACCUGGACAUCGAGUUCGACGUGCACCUGGGCAUCGCCCACACGCGCUGGGCCACGCACGGCGAGCCCAAACCUGUCAACAGCCACCCGCAGCGCUCGGACAAGAACAACGAGUUCAUCGUCAUCCACAACGGCAUCAUCACCAACUACAAGGACCUGCAGAAAUUCCUGGAGAGCAAGGGCUACGACUUCGAGUCGGAGACGGACACGGAGAGCAUCGUCAAGCUGGUCAAGUACAUGUACGACAACCGCGACAGCGACGACAUCAGCUUCUCCACGCUGGUGGAGAGGGUCAUCCAGCAGCUGGAAGGUGCCUUUGCCCUUGUGUUCAAGAGCGUUCAUUACCCUGGGCAGGCAGUCGGUACCAGGCGAGGCAGCCCCCUGCUCAUCGGCGUGCGCAGCGAGCACAAGCUGUCCACAGACCACAUCCCCAUCCUGUACCGCACAGCUGUACAAUCUAUGGAUCAUUCUUUUGAUGGAAUAUCCAUAAAAAUGGAGGAAGGGAAGGACAAGAAGGGGAGCUGCAACCUGUCCCGAGUGGACAGCACCACCUGCCUCUUCCCCGUGGAGGAGAAAGCUGUGGAAUAUUACUUUGCUUCUGAUGCCAGCGCUGUCAUCGAGCACACCAACCGCGUGAUCUUCCUGGAGGACGACGACGUGGCGGCCGUGGUGGACGGCCGUCUGUCCAUCCACCGCGUCAAGCGCACGGCCGGCGACCACCCGGGCCGGGCCGUGCAGACCCUGCAGAUGGAGCUGCAGCAGAUCAUGAAGGGUAACUUCAGCUCAUUCAUGCAGAAGGAAAUAUUUGAGCAGCCAGAAUCUGUUGUUAAUACCAUGAGAGGAAGGGUCAACUUUGAUGACUACACAGUGAACCUGGGCGGGCUGAAGGAUCACAUCAAGGAGAUCCAGAGGUGUCGGCGCUUGAUCCUCAUCGCCUGUGGCACGAGCUACCACGCAGGAAUGGCAACCCGCCAGGUGCUGGAGGAGCUGACUGAGUUACCUGUCAUGGUGGAGCUGGCCAGUGACUUCCUGGACAGGAACACGCCCGUGUUCAGGGAUGAUGUCUGCUUCUUCCUCAGCCAGUCAGGGGAGACUGCAGACACGCUGAUGUGCCUGAGGUACUGCAAGGAGAGGGGAGCCCUGACCGUGGGCAUCACCAACACCGUGGGCAGCUCCAUCUCCCGCGAGACCGACUGCGGCGUGCACAUCAACGCGGGCCCCGAGAUCGGCGUGGCCAGCACCAAGGCCUACACCAGCCAGUUCGUGUCCCUGGUGAUGUUUGCCCUGAUGAUGUGUGACGACAGGAUCUCCAUGCAGGAGCGGCGCAAGGAGAUCAUGAGGGGGCUGAAGGGGCUGCCAGACUUGAUUAAAGAGGUGCUGAGCAUGGAUGACGAGAUCCAGAAGCUGGCCACGGAGCUGUACCACCAGAAGUCUGUCCUCAUCAUGGGACGAGGCUACCACUAUGCCACGUGUCUGGAGGGAGCCUUGAAAAUCAAAGAAGUCACCUACAUGCACUCGGAAGGGAUCCUGGCUGGGGAGCUGAAGCACGGCCCCCUGGCCCUGGUGGACAAGCUGAUGCCUGUGAUCAUGAUCAUCAUGAGAGACCACACCUAUGCCAAGUGCCAGAACGCUCUGCAGCAGGUCAUUGCACGGCAGGGCCGGCCCGUGGUGAUUUGUGACAAGGAGGACAUCGAGACCAUCAAGAACAACAAAAGGACGAUCAAAGUGCCCCACUCGGUGGACUGCCUGCAGGGCAUCCUGAGCGUCAUCCCCCUGCAGCUGCUGGCCUUCCACCUGGCCGUGCUCAGGGGCUACGAUGUGGAUCGCAUCGCUGCCUCCCGAGACUGAGCCCGGCCCUGCCCCGGAGCUGCCGCAGCGCCCGCGGGGCUGAGGAGAGAGCAGAGCCAGGGGUGAGCGGGGCAGUGGGGCCUGCCCGGGUGGCACCAUCUCCAGGGUGUCACCAUCCCCAGGGUGACACCUGCCCUGAUGUGACACCAGCCCUGGGGUGACACUGGCACUGAGGUGAUGCCAUCCCCAUGGUGGCAGUACCCCAAGGGUGACACCAUGCCAGGGGUGACACCAUCCUAGGGGUGGCACCAGCCCUGAUGUGACACCGUCCUUAGGGUGACACCAUCCCUGGGGUGACAUUGGCACUGAGGUGAUGCCAUCCCCAGGGUGGCAGUAUCCCAAGGGUGACACCACGCCAGGGGUGACACCAGCCCUGAUGUGACACCAGCCCUGGGGUGACACUGGCACUGAGGUGAUGCCAUCCCCAUGCCAGAGGUGACACCAACCCUGAUGUGACACCAGCCCAGGCCCCCCUGAGCCCCCAGUCUCUGCUCCCCAGCCCCCUAAACGUCUGAGCCACCCCGGGGAGGUGACACAAAUGGGGAGGUGACACCAUGAGGAGGUGACACCCCCGGGGAGGUGACACAAACGGGGAGGUGACCCCCCCAGAGGUCACUGCUUGCUGCUGUGUUUGCACUGGAGUUCUCCUCUUGUCUGAAGGUUUGAAGCAAUAAAAUCUGCGGGGAUUUCUUGGUUCCAGAGCCCCAAGGGAGGGGUUUGCUCCUGAA